Messenger RNA from Cyprinodon tularosa, 882 nucleotides. Its product is annotated as trypsin-1-like. The transcript is spliced from 6 exons. The record is from RefSeq and is a predicted model, not a curated record. Bases 13 to 783 code for a protein of 256 amino acids. Lineage: Eukaryota; Metazoa; Chordata; Actinopteri; Cyprinodontiformes; Cyprinodontidae. Gene Ontology annotation, biological process: proteolysis. Gene Ontology annotation, molecular function: serine-type endopeptidase activity.
AACUCAACAACCAUGAGAUCUCUGUUGUUUGUUCUGCUCAUUGGAGCUGCUUUUGCCUUGGAGGACGACAAGAUCGUCGGAGGGUAUGAGUGCACUCCCCACUCUCAGCCCCAUCAGGUGUCUCUGAACUCAGGCUACCACUUCUGCGGUGGCUCCCUGGUCAACGAGAACUGGGUUGUGUCCGCUGCUCACUGCUACAAGUCCCGUGUUGAAGUGCGUCUGGGAGAGCACCACAUCGUUUACAGCGAGGGAACUGAGCAGUUCAUCCAGUCCUCCAAAGUCAUUCGCCAUCCCAACUAUGACAGCUGGAACAUUGAUAACGACAUCAUGCUGAUCAAGCUCAGCAGCCCUGCCACCCUUAACCAGUAUGUGCAGCCUGUGGCUCUCCCCAGUAGCUGCGCUCCUGCUGGCACCAUGUGCAAAGUCUCUGGCUGGGGCGACACCAUGAGCUACGGUGAGUACGAUCUAAGAUACAGACACUCUAAUUUCAAGAACGUUGAUGAUGGUGACAAGCUGCAGUGCUUGGACAUCCCCAUCCUGUCUGACAGGGACUGUGAUAACUCCUACCCUGGAAUGAUCACUGAUGCCAUGUUCUGUGCUGGAUACCUGGAGGGAGGCAAGGACUCCUGCCAGGGUGAUUCUGGUGGCCCUGUUGUGUGCAACGGCGAGCUCCAGGGUGUUGUUUCCUGGGGCUAUGGAUGUGCUGAGAAAAACCAUCCCGGUGUUUACACCAAGGUCUGCAUCUUCAACACUUGGUUGCAGAACACCAUGGCCAGCAAUUAAACUGGAUCCUAUAGCCAUCUAAUACUGCUGUAGUCACAACUUCAUUCUGAGCACUAUGCAGUUUGACGCAAAAAAUAAAGCAUUAAACUCCAUUUCUCU